AUGAAGCGUCCUGGUAAGGGAGUGCGUCAAGGGUCUUCCAGUUCUGUGGCUGGUCGCAGUGUAGGUCGUGGUGUUGCGGUGCCUGAAGAGGACGAGUUGAUGCAGGAGGUGUUGGACGGUCGGAGGACGAGUCGGGAGGUGACGACGGCGGGGUCUUUCAUUGCAUGGUUGAACGAGUUGGUUCACAAAGUCCAGGCCCUGGGGUCGGUGGAUAUCCGGGACGAGUUGCGUCAAUUCCACAUUCGAAUUCGUGAGCAUCCGGAGAGCGUGACGAUGCGUGAAAGUGCGGUAGUAAUUGCAACACUCACACGCGCAAUCAAGAAGCAGGUGGCCGGCUUCAUCGACGACGUGGAGUCGCUCAAAGAGAAAAUUCGGUCGCAUGGGGACGACGAAGAGGGACCGCCCGCCGCCAGGGCUAGGAGUAGGUCGCAUCGGAGUCACGGGGCCGGGCUGGUGGUGCCGACGACCAUCACCUCGGCCGUGAUCAAGACAGCCAAACGGUUGGCGGGGGCGCAGUCCGCAUCAAUCCGAAUGAGGUCCCGCCACCACCGAGUGCCGAGACACGUUGCCGGUAUGGAUGCCGGAGUGGAUACCGAGCAGGGGGGAGAUUCGAACGCACGACUGUUAGGUGCCGAGAUGUCAGGUGCCCAGGUGUUCAGUGCGGCCAACAUCCAACAGUCCAUCCAGGCCAUCAUGGCGGGUCUCAGCACCACUGACGUCCUGAGCCUUCUCGGAAUCGACCCUGCGGCCCCUGUGGUCUUGAUCGACGACGAAGACGUCAUCAUGGCCUUCGAGGCAGCCCUUAGUCCGAACCACACUAUAGGCAGUUCCUCUAGCUAUACUGGGCAGUCCACCUCCAAAAGCACCCCGUUCGCCACUCCCAUGGAGUCCCCGGUUGGCUCGCCCCACGUCCUUCCCGUACCGUCUCCAAAUGGAACGGUGUUAGGACGAGGUACACCAUCUCCAGAUUUGUUUCCGGCCUCGUCUCUAGAACUACUGUCUCCGGGUAUUCUGUCGCCCGGAAUGCUGACUCCCGGGAACAUGCCCGGUCUCGGCGACCCAAGUCGGGGACCUGUCUCCAUUCAAGAUAUUGUUGCAGAAGUUAACCGGAUCAAAAAUGCCACACAGGGGGUACCAGGACAGGACUCCGGAAUACCCAUUGUCGAAAUCUUAACACCACUCACCCUCCCUGCACCUCCUCCCGAGACCGACAACCUACCAGCGGCAGAGAACGAGACUGCUGGCAACCAGAACAAGAAUGCUGGGAGCCAGAACGUGAUCCCGGACGUGAUCGCGGACGCGGCCCAGAAUGCGGUCCAGAACGUGGUCGCUGGGGGUGAGAAUGCCGUGGAUGCUGUAGUACCCGACCACACGGACCCAGAACCGUCAGAGUCAGGACCCACAGAGUCAGGACAGGCGGGCCGAAAGGAAUCGAUGGGGCAGAUCCGUACACCGAUAGGAAAGGACCGCGAGUUUGUUUCGAGCCCGCGCUUGGUGGAUGAGUUGACGAAUCCGACGACUGCGGGUAGUGGGUUGAGAGCGAUUGGCGCGUCGGCGGACUCGGUAGGUGACUGUGGAGGUGGCCCUCAGUCGACGGUGAGAGAGUUGGAAUUGGAUGAGUUGGAUGAGAACCAGCGUUUUCUGGAAGAGGCAUCGGAGCCAGUGCGACUCACAAUGUACGAGCGGUUGCGGGACCGACGACGACCGAAGGUUGUAGGACACGACGAUGUGGCAGUCGCUGUGGAUAGCGACAAGGACAGUGACGUACCGCACCCGGCCAGUGUGAGUCGGAGUCGCCGGAGACUGGGAACGACGACCAGGAAGAAGAAGCCACGACACGUGGCGCCUGACGCUGCUAUCGACGUGGUGCUUUGGAGCGAGGAUGAGACAAUCCGGAGGUGUCCUCUGGAUGUGCAUAGUCUUAAGUCUAUGGCAGGAGACGAUGAGGGCAUCCCUUUUUCAAUUUGGAACAAAGGACCCGUGCAGCCACGACUGAGAAUGGUCGUAUCCGCCAACUGGCACGCCGUGAUGGGGGUUCCGGGAGUUUGCACGUUGUACGACUUCAUCAAGGGACAUCAACGGAACGCGUGGAACUUAGACGGGGCGGGGAACAGAGUGGGGCACUUCGGCAAGUCGGUUGAAAAGGCUGUGCACGAGGCAACUGAGGAGGGAAUGCAGGAAGGGAUGGCGAAGGCGACGGAGGAAGCGUUGCCCGAGUCAAAGCGACGCCGAUUCAACAGUCUACAGACAUCUCCCGGAGUCUGGGACACGCCUCCCGGAGUGUGGGACCCCCCUACCGCUGGAUCCGAAGUCCGGUCCGAGGAGGGAAGCGCUGUUACCCGUCUUGGAGGAGGGGAGGACGAGUCCAGGGAUUCGGCUCAGGGCGAUGUUAUUCAUGGUGAAGGGACUCUUGAAGAGGAGGGCAAUGCCUGUGUCGGCUUGCCCCCUGACGUAACCAUGACCGAGCAGGAUGAGGCCGAAGUUGUAGUGGAGAUCGAACCGGUGGUAGGGGCUGAGUCAGUGGUGGAGACUGAGGAGACCAGACCCGCGCCGGUGGUUGAGACUGAGGAGACCCGAUCCGCGCCGGUGGUGGAGACUGAGGAGGGGAGAUCCGCGUCAGUGCUGCAAGACGAAGAUACCCUGGACGGUCUGAUGCCCAAUGUUACUGGGGCGAAGCCUGAAUCCGCGGCGCUGCUGGAGGUGCCUGUGGACGAGGAGGCGCUGUCUAGUACGGACGUGUCUUCGGGUUGCUCGGACGAAGAGCCCGAGGAGGGGGAGGAAGUGGAUGUGCGAUUGUGGCGACGAAUGCCGCGACGAGUCCGGAAGCGACUGAGGAGGAAGCCGUGCUUACGGUACUCGGACCUGGCAAAGGGACUGACCCGGAUGCAGGCCGCCAUGACCCUUUACUACGUUUUGGCGGCGAGUGCCAGCGGCCGCAUUCACGUGACCCAGCACACUCCUUACGGACCAAUCGAAAUAGUUGCGUUGGACCGGAGUGCCGACCACCCCCCAGACCGGUAA
This is a messenger RNA of Gregarina niphandrodes, 3021 nucleotides long. RefSeq lists its product as hypothetical. The record is from RefSeq and is a predicted model, not a curated record. NCBI's taxonomy places the organism in Eukaryota, Apicomplexa, Conoidasida, Eugregarinorida, Gregarinidae. The coding region runs from base 1 to 3021 and encodes 1006 amino acids. The transcript has a single exon.